This is a messenger RNA of Diabrotica virgifera virgifera (western corn rootworm), 10309 nucleotides long. RefSeq names its product phospholipid-transporting ATPase ABCA3-like. Lineage: Eukaryota; Metazoa; Arthropoda; Insecta; Coleoptera; Chrysomelidae. Gene Ontology annotation, cellular component: membrane; intracellular membrane-bounded organelle. The transcript is spliced from 21 exons. Gene Ontology annotation, molecular function: ATP binding; ATP hydrolysis activity; ABC-type transporter activity. The record is from RefSeq and is a predicted model, not a curated record. Gene Ontology annotation, biological process: transmembrane transport; lipid transport. The coding region runs from base 263 to 5533 and encodes 1756 amino acids.
UAUAAUACAGCGACCUUGCAAUUUUUAUCAUGAUUUCCUGGAGCUAGUCAAACUCAAAGAUCGCAACCAACUAAGCGUGUCCCACUACGUUCAACGCGAAAUUCCAUUCAAACUAAACAAUGUACUGUACUAAAACCAUCAGUUCAAGUUCAUCUUUGUGGUGGAACAUGUAUACAAGACAGUAUUAAAGUUUAUGUGAUUAUAAAUGACAUAAUAGUUCCUAUUAUAAUUUAUGUGAAAUCGGUAAUCGGUAAAUAUAACAAUGAGUGCGGAGUCUAAUUCAAAUAGAAAAAGAAAUCAUAGCUACACUGUACUGCAAGAUGGAUCUGACAUUGGAUUUCAAGAACCAAGAGGUGCCAUGGCGGAGAACCUGGACAAGUUUAUUCUUCUUAUGUGGAAGAAUUGGUUGCUUCAGUAUAGAAAACCCGUACAAACUGCGGUAGAAAUAUUGGCGCCGGUUAUCUUUUCCAUCUUACUUGUAGUAAUAAGAAGUCUAUCGGAUCCAGUUCGUCACGAAACUGUAGUGUAUCCGCCCUUUUGUACCAUUCCUAUAGCUCUAAGAGAGAACAAAACUGGGAUCACGAUUUGCCCUUCUUAUGAUGGAGUACCUUAUAUGGACAGAAAUCAAUCAGAUGGCGGAAACAGUUCUAACAAUCCAUUUGAGAAAUUUGCACUUGUCUACUCACCGUCCAACCCUCCAAUAGACCAAGUGAUGAAUUAUUUUCGACUCGCUUUUAAAAAUGUCGUGGCCUUGGAGAGCUCUCAGGCUCUGGAGAAAUAUUUCAUAACAAAUUCGUCCAACAUUACAUUCGCUGGUAUACAGUUCGAUGAUUCUUAUAAGACCUUAAAAAGUUUAGACGACGUUAAGCACCUACAAGUAUCAAUAAGAUUUCCAGGAGAAACCAGGUUAAAGUUAGAUCCUUUUAAUUACAAUAACUGGAGAACGAAUCUCAUUUUUCCAAUAUAUCAGCAGCCAGGACCUCGACUUUAUAACUUGAUUACAGGAGCAGCUCCAAGUUAUUACAGGGAAGGUUUUUUGGGCCUACAAUAUUACCUAACACUUAGUGUUUUACUGGCGAAGAGCAAUGUAACUUAUGCUACAGAUGAUUAUCUGGAUCUUAUAUCCUGGGUAAUAGAAAACCAGUUUCCUUUAGUCAACAUGCGAAGGUUCCCGAAUGCACCAUGGUACGAAGAUAUUCUGCUGACAGCUUUGAAGUCUCUGAUUGGUAUUAUAAUAAUGUUAAGUUUUGUCUACACUUGUAUUAAUACUGUCAAGUCAAUAACCACGGAAAAGGAAAAGCAACUUAAAGAAUCCAUGAAGAUAAUGGGUCUCCCAAACUGGUUGCACUGGACAGCAUGGUUUGUGAAAUGCUUCAUGUUUCUUUUAAUAUCAUCAGUAUUGAUGGUAAUAUUUUUAAAAGUAAGAUGGUACACCAAUACGAAUUUCACUGUAUUUACCAAAGCUGAUCCGUUUGUUCUACUUUUAUUUUUAAUGUUUUACAACUGCGCCACUAUUACUUUUUGCUUCGCACUUAGCGUCCUGUUUAACAAAGCUAAUACUGCAGCUACUAUAGCAGGUAUGGUCUGGUUUUUAUCAUACUCACCAUAUUUAUUUAUGGCGAAUGUAUAUGACACCUUAACGUUAACUUCGAAAUUAGUAGCAAGUAUUGGAUCAAAUACUGCCAUGGCAUUUGGUUUUCAAGUAAUUCUGAUGUACGAGGGAACUGGCGAAGGAAUUCAGUGGAACAACAUUUUUACACCAAACACCCCUGAUGAUUCCUUAACUUUAGGGUUAAUUCUAAUUAUGUUAACGGUUGACUCAAUUAUGUACUUAUUAAUUGCAUUAUACAUUGAGGCUCUUUUCCCCGGAGAAUUCGGAGUUCCACAACCUUGGUAUUUUCCAUUCACUGCACAAUAUUGGUGUGGACACCCUAUAUACAGAGGUGUCGAAGAUUUUGAUAAUGGUGCUAUAAAAGGAGAAUUUUUCGAAACUGAACCAGAAAACCUAAAACCAGGAAUUCAAAUCCGAAAUCUCAAAAAAGUUUUUAACCAAAAAGUAGCUGUUAGAAAUCUCUCUCUAAACAUGUACGAAGACCAAAUAACAGUACUUCUAGGACACAACGGUGCUGGUAAAACUACAACGAUGUCGAUGCUAACAGGAAUGAUCACACCAAACGGAGGUACUGCAAAGAUUAGCGGGUAUGAUAUAAGGACCGAUAUGGAAGGCGUAAGGAAAAGCUUAGGACUUUGUCCGCAGCACAAUAUUAUCUUCGAUGAGCUCACUGUGGCUGAGCAUAUUUACUUCUUUAGUAAGCUCAAAGGAAUGAGAAAGGGUGAAAUUAAGUCUGAGAUAGCAAAAUAUGUAGAUCUUCUCGAAUUACAAGAAAAGAGAAACUCCAAAGCAUCGACUCUCUCAGGCGGUAUGAAAAGAAAACUCUGCGUGGGUGUAGCACUUUGUGGUAAUUCUAAAGUUGUUAUGCUUGAUGAGCCAACUGCUGGUAUGGAUCCUGCUGCAAGAAGAGCUCUCUGGAAUUUACUAGAAACACAGAAAGAUGGACGUACUAUACUUCUUACAACUCAUUUUAUGGACGAAGCUGACAUCCUUGGUGAUCGUAUUGCAAUUAUGGCUGGUGGACAGCUACAAUGUUGUGGAUCAAGUUUUUUCCUCAAGAAAAAAUAUGGUGCUGGUUACAGUCUUAUUAUGGACAAGUCACAAGAAUGUGACCCUAGACGAGUUACACAGCUGUUGAAAAAGUAUAUACCAGACAUUGAGAUAAAUAGUAACGUAGGUUCAGAAUUGACGUAUCUGCUGGUAGAUGAUCAUGUCCAUGUAUUUGAACCUAUGCUUAGAGAACUUGAAACUGAAUCCGAGAUGUUGGGAAUUAGAAGCUAUGGUAUUUCGCUGACGACACUAGAAGAAGUAUUUAUGAAAGUUGGAGCAGACCAUGGUCAAGAGGAAAUGUACAAUCAUGAACAUGGCAACAUUGUUCAGAAUGGGACUGCACAAAAUGGAUUUACCAAUGGGAUAAACGGGACACACAAAACUAACAAUGGUACUCACACCAUGGUUCCGACAUAUUCAAACGGAUUCUCUCUAUUACUGAACCAGAUUAUAGCCAUGUUAUUGAAAAAGUUCGUUUCAACUGUCCGCUCGUGGAUCUUACUGGGCAUACAAGUAAUGAUGCCUACUCUGUUUCUUAUCAUUGCCUUUGUUGUAGCCCGCAAAAACAAAAUGACAGGAAAUCUUCCUGCCAUGCCUUUAAGCUUAAGUAAAUUUGAGAACCCUGUGACUUUAGUGGAAAAUGGGACGUCGGAUUAUUUGCCUUACUACAUGAAAGUUUUAGAGGAUUAUGGAUACCCUGCAACCAUCGUAGAUAAUAUUACUUCAGUAUUAUUGGAUAAGACAGAACAUCACCCAAUUCUCGUUACUAGAAGAUACCAAGCAGCAGCAACGUUCGGCGAAUCUGGAAUACCUGAUCUACCAUUUAACCUCCCGAAUUUGACAGCUUGGUUCAAUAACAACCCCUUUCACUCACCAGCGGUAUCUUUGUCUUUGAUGCUAAAUAGCAUUUACCGAAAACUAGGCGGUUGUGAUGACUGUACUAUAGAGUUUACCAACAGUCCUCUACCUUACAGCGCCGCGACGCAAGCGUCGCAGUUGUUGACAGUACAAAACAUUGGAUUCCAGUUGUCGUUUAAUAUAGGAUUUAGUAUGUCAUUUGUUGCUUCCUUCUAUGUUUUAUUUGUUAUUAGGGAGAAUCGUUGUAAGUCUAAGCAUCUGCAGUUUGUGUCAGGAGUGAAAGUAUACGUCUUUUGGUUAACUGCAGCCUUCUGUGAUAUGUUGACGUAUCUGUUUACAGUGUUUGUACUGAUGAUCACUAUGGUUAUGUUCCAAGAAGAUGGGUUUAAGUCAGGGAGUGAUAUAAGUCGAAUGUUUUUCAUCCUGUUUUACUUCGGAUGGGCAUUUUUACCAAUGUUUUACCUAAGUUCGUAUUUCUUUCAAGUUCCUUCUACGGGUUACACUAGAAUGACGCUUGUUAGUAUCUUUGGAGGAAACGCUGCUUUCCUUGUGGUACAAGUCCUUCAAAGUCCAGGAUUAGACCUGCAAUAUAUAGGAAAUGCUUUGCAUUGGCUGUUCCUUAUAUUUCCGCAUUACUCGUUGGCAACUGGAAUAAAUGAAAGUUUCAAAGUGUAUGCUUACAAUAACAUCUGCGUAAACCUUCUUAAAACGUGCGAGGAACAGCACAUUCCGAAGAAAACUUGUAUAUCGAUAAUGCGUAAUGAAAGAAUUCGUGAAAUUUGUGAAGACGCUGAUCUGAAUUACUUUAAAUGGAAGGCACCCGGAAUUGCCAGGAACAUGGUUUAUUCAUUUUUAACAGGCAUUAUUUUAUUCGCGCUUCUUUUGGCCAUUGAGUAUAAGAUUUUCUCUAGAGUACACUAUUACUUAACUCAAAAGCAUUUUACCAAAAAACCUAUACCUGUCGAAGACGAAGAUUCUGACGUUUCGAAGGAACGAGAAAGAAUACAUGUUGCUACAGAGAUUGACAUUAAACAAAAUUAUACGUUGGCGGUCAAAGAUUUGACUAAGUACUAUAAGAACUUUUUGGCUGUGAACGGGCUGUGCGUUGGAAUAAGAAAGUUCGAAUGCUUUGGAUUGCUUGGAAUCAACGGUGCUGGAAAAACUAGUACCUUCAUGAUGAUGACUGGUGAUACUAGUAUUUCAUAUGGUGACGCCUGGGUAAAUGGUAAAAGUAUUAAACAACAUUUGGAAGAAGUUCAAAAAAUAAUCGGAUAUUGUCCCCAAUUUGAUGCUUUACUGGACGACAUGACAGCAGAAGAGUCGAUUAUAAUGUUUGCUAUGCUAAGAGGUUUACCUUUCAAAGAUACUUUUAAAUUAGCUGAUUAUUUGUCUAAAGAAUUCGAUUUUACCAGACAUUUGAAAAAGAAAGUGAAAGAACUCAGCGGUGGCAACAAGAGGAAAUUAAGUACAGCGAUUGCGUUGAUUGGGGAUCCUCCUUUGUUGUAUCUAGAUGAACCAACCACAGGAAUGGACCCUGCCACCAAACGUCACCUCUGGAAUGCCUUAUGCAAAAUCCGAGACAGAGGUAAAUGUAUAGUUCUCACAUCGCACAGCAUGGAAGAAUGCGAAGCUCUCUGCACCCGAAUAGCCAUAAUGGUAAACGGCAACUUCAAAUGUCUCGGGUCCACGCAGCAUCUCAAACACAAAUUCGCAGAAGGGUACACUUUGACGAUCAAAUUAAAGAAAAUCGCGGAGAGUUCCAGCGAAGGCCUCUCAGAAACUGAACCUAUAGAGAAGUUCAUUUGCCAAAGGUUCCCAGGAGCCCAGCUUCGGGAGAGACACCAGGAGUUAUUAAAUUAUUAUAUAACUAAUAAGUCGGUGCCUUGGUCAAAGAUGUUUGGCAUCUUGGAGAAGGGAAAGAGAAGUGAUCUCAAUAUAGAAGAUUAUUCAUUAGGACAAUGUAGUUUAGAACAGGUGUUCCUGUUAUUUACUAAACAUGAAAAUAGUACAUGAUUUAGUUCCCUUAAGAGAUGCGUCAGUGCCUUUGCUCUGUGUUAUUUUCUCAUUGUGAUAAUAUAUUAUUUUUAGUUAUUAAUAAGAUUCCUCAUUGGGGCACUACCGUUUAAAGAAACCAAUAAAGGAUGAUGUGUCGGUUUUUAAUCAAAAUAAUGUGUUUCAAUAGAAUAUGAUAGUAAGGUAAUAUAAUUAGCCCAAUAAAUGACUGUUUUGGAGUGUAAUUUCCAGGGGCAACUGCGAAUUGCAUGAAAAUUUGGAUUAAGAUUCUACUUACCCUCCACUUCAAAGUUGAAUUUGUGCCGUUGGUUACUUUUACUUGGGGGGUGACAUUUACCCCUUCUCGGGGGUAAAAAACGCGUGUUUAAAAUAAGGUCGGAAAUGGAUAAAUUGACUUAUUUUAAGCACUUUUUGUUCUACAAAUUUUUUUACGUAAGUCAAUACUUUUUGAGUUAUUCGCGAUUUAAAAUGUUGAUUAUUCGAUAAAAAAAAACUACGUUUUUAGACGGUUUUUCCCAAACAACUCAAAAAGUAAAUAUUUUAUCAAAAAAAAUAUUUUUAACAAAAGUGUAGCCUAUAAAAAACGAAAACAUGGUGUACCAGUAAAGUCUACACAUUGAGUAGAAGCAAAGUUGUAGCUCAUGAAAAAUACGUUCUUAUUCGUCUAAUUCCAAAUCGAAUAAUUCAACGCGAAAUCAAAGAAGAAAGAAGCGUUUUUCGGGAAAACCUUAUUAACAGUUUUAAAGUAUCGAAAAAAAACUUAUUAUUUGCUUUUUACAAAAGUUUACAGCAUCAAAAAUAAACGAGUUACACUGAAAAAAAAGUUGGCCCCUUUUUUUGGUAAAAAAAAUCGUGAAAACCUCCCUCUAUUUAGCACCCUAAAUGAAAUUAAUCUUUUGGAUUUACCAUCUAUUUUAACUGUAUGUGUAUUGUUUAUAUGAUCUGUAAGUUUGAUUGAUUUGAAGUGCUUAUUUUUAAAAACAUUUGGUUUUAUAUUAAAAAAAAAUUUCUAAAAAUUUUUGAAAAUUUUUAUUUUCUCAAGAUAACUUAAAAAGUAUUAGUGAUAGGAAAAAUCUUAAAGAGUAAAAAAAUGUAGGUUUUGCUAUUAUAAAUAUGCUAGUUUCAUUUUGUUUCUCCGUAAGACAAAAAUUGGUUAAAAUAUGGCUGUUCAAAAUUUGCAUACACUCGUGAUUAGUGACCCAUUCAAGCUUUCUCAAUUGAAACUCUUUCAAAAAUAAACACUUUAAACCGGCGAGACUGACAGAUCAUAUAAAAAAUAGAUAGGUAAGUAAAUUGUUUGUAAAGGGGUAGCGAUUAAUUUCAUGUGGAAAACUAAACAGGGCGAGAUUUUCAUGAUUUUUUACAAAAAAAAUUUUAUUUUGAGCGUUCCUCGCUUAUUUUUAAUGUUAAAACUUUUACUAACAAUUAAAACAAAGCUUUUUAUAAACACUUUAAAAAAGUUUAAAUGGGUUUUCCCGAAAAGUGUUUAAUUUUUCGGUGAAUUCACCUUGAAAUAUUCGAUGUGGAAUUAGACGAAUAAGAACGUAUUUUUCAUGAGCUACAACUUUGUUUUUAUUUGAUUGAUAGACUUUACUGAUACACCAUUUUUUUGGGUUUUUUAUAAGCUACACUUUAGCUAAGAAUAUUUUUUUUCGACAAAAUAUUUACUUUUUGAGUUAUUUGCGAAAAACCGUCUGAAAACGUAGUUUUUUGUCGAAAAAUCAACAUUUUCAAUGGCAAAUAACUCGAAAAUUAUUGACAAAAAACUUUAUAGAACAAAAGUUGCUUAAAAUCAGUCAAUUUAUACAUUUCCGGUCUUGUCUUGAACGUAUCUUUUUCACCCUCGAGAAGGGGUGACAGUGACCCCCCAAGUAAAAGCAACCAACGGCACAAUUUCAACUUUGAAGUGGAGGGUAAGUAGAACCUAAAUCCAAAUAUUCAUGUAAUUUGGAGUUGCCCCUGAAAAUUACACGAUAUCGCCGAAUUUCCCGUUCACUUACUGGGCUAAAUGUAUAUAUACUGGAAAUCCUGACAGUCCAGUCCCAAUAAAACAAAUCAAUUUAAUCGAUUAAAGGAGUUUAACGUUCCUUCACAACAAAUCAUUUGAUGCUGACAUUCUCCUGUGCAUUAUAUGUAAGAUCUUAUGCCCUCUACUAAGUCCCAUUACAUUUUCCACUUUUUGCUGACCUUUGUUAGUCCUUCCGUACAUUAUUUUCCCUUUUAAUCUAUUUGUGUUUACAUAUUAUUAUUCUCCAUAAGGUAUUUAGUUCUCAUUUUUUCAUCUCACAUGUUUGUAUCUACUGACCUCCUUUGUAAUAGUUUGAGAGCUUUGGCUAUCCAUUUUAACUCAACUCGAUAUUAUUAAAACUGUUUACCCAAACAUUAUAGAUAUAUCAGAAAAUACAGCGCAAGAAAAUGACCUAUGAUCGUAAAAAACAAAAAUAAUAGACCUAUCAGAAAAAAUACAAAGAAAUAUACGAGAAAAAUAAUGAGAAAACAUAAUACAAAGAUGGAAGGUGUACUUCCAAGAAAUAUAAUAUGCUAAACAUGAAAUAACAUAAGUCAUAGAAGACAACGUAUAAUCACCAAAGCGAGAGGUGAAUAUCGGAGAAAUUACAAUGGAAGAAAUUAGGAACACAAUAAAACUUCUAAAAAAUGGCAAAGUCGCAAGAAUCGACAAUGCACCCAUUGACAGAAACAUGGAAACAAGACGAAACUACAACUAAAAAACUACAAACUUUUGUAAACAAAUCUCUAAGAAAAAUCAUGAUAAGUCAAGGAAAAACUGGAUUGGCCAUACUUUGAGGAUAUAUUAAAGCAACAGAGCGAGGCAAGCAUUUGUUUAUCAUCCAGAGAGGAAAAUAAAGAAAGGAGAACCAGACAACAGGUGGAAAAUAACCACGAGAGAACACAAAAAUUUGACUUAGAUGGGGUGAAGUCAAAGAGAAAAAGAAAUAGAAGGAAACGGAACGUACUAGUACACAGUUUACGCGGGAGGUGGAUGUAUGCCAUUCACUUCACUGUGAAUGAUCUAGUGGUAGAUGGUUCAGAUACUGGCCAAAAGAGAAAAGGCUAACGUAGUAGUUUAAAAUUAUAAAUAGACCUGCUACUGAGACUAGAUUGCACUGGUGUAUCGAGCUGAUCUAUGGAUGAGCAGUAUGGCAAGAGAAAAGGGCUUGUGGCUCGGUGUCAUUCACUAAGUAGAUGCUUACCGAACGAGCGCUGAUGAUUUGGGUAAACAUUAUCGUAAUAAAAAAAUUCUUCUGUAAAUGAAAACAAGCAUUUUUUUUAUGUAUAUUUUUAUCCAUUUCCAUGGAUCUUCUUUCCCUAUUACGUCUUAUAAACUAAAAGUCAAACAAUUAGGCAUGCACGUCAUAGAAUUAUUAACCCAUCAGUACAAACAUGACGGCCAAAAAAUUCAACAAAUUUUUCCCCAUAUAUUAGUUUUUUCGCUAACGUUAAGUUUAGCAGGAAAGCGCUGUUGCCAAAAAAAAAAACGUAUAUGUAUUUGCCAGAGAACCUACCGGCUACACUGUUUCCCUUUGUCUUAAAGGGUGUGAAACAAAGAUAACUAUCUGUAAUAUAACUGUCAAAGUCAUGUUGUCCUAUAGAAGGUUCUGUAAGAUUUUUGUUUGGUUGGGAGCUGUGCCCAUUUAGCCAGCAACAUUUCUUAAAAUUAACGCCUAACUAAACAUAUACUAAAUAUAUAAACCAAUCAAGGAGAGGGAAGGGAAAGAAAAGUUCGUUAAAAAUAAACUGUCCUUAAAAUAUAAACUAAAUAAAUUAAAUAUAAUUUGGAAAACAAUAAUUGGAUAUUAUAUUUAACCUCCAAUAUUAUGACAGACGUCAGUUAACAUUUACAAUCUCACCAAAUAUAAUAAUGACCUCCUAUAAACUCGUCACUAAUUGGUGCCAAUGAAAUAGAAAUGGCAUGUCAAAAAUCUUAUUAUUCUCUAUACAGUGAGCACGUAAAAGUUGGAAUAAAUUCAUUUUCUCGAGAACGGAUCAUUUUGGAAAAAAAAAUCCCGAAACAGGUUACUUUUUAUUUUUAAAUUACUUAAAUUAAAUGUUCAAUCUGUCAAGAGGCAGCUGGGUGGCUGCUUUAAUAUUGAAUUUAAGCAAAAAACAAUAUUUAUUUGUCAAAUAAACAUUUUUUGGUGUUUUCUGAUAGCAGUAAAAUGUAUUUUGAAUUAAAUAAAUUACAUACAUACAAUUAUGUUAAUGUUUAUAUUACUGAAUAGAGAAUUGAAUUACCUUUCAAAUGAGCUAUCACACGACCUCUAUUCUCUUUAAAAAAUCAUCCGUGACGUCAUCACGCCCAGAUAGGUGAUGUCACUAGUAUGAUAUAUAUGCCAAAAAGUCGUAAAUUAAAAGUAAAAAUUGACCUGUUUCAGAAUUUAUUUCCAAAAUUGCCCAUUCAUGAAAAAAUUAAUUUAUUCCAACCUUUACGUGCUCGCUGUAUAUUUUUUUCAAGUUUAGAAUAUGACAACAAGGGGAAAAUUACGCGAAUUCCUUAUUGUUUGAUUUUUUCUUUUCCCCUCUGUUAGAAGUUAUUAGGUAUUAAUGAAUAGAAAACAUUUUAUUUUUGUAAGAUUUACCUACUUAUUCUCCUUACACGCUUAAUUUAUGAGACUACAGAUAUGAAAUAUUUUGAGAGAACAAUUUAAAAUAUUCAGAGAAACUAUGACGACUUUUGUUUAAUUUUAGUAGCUGGUGUAAUGUGAUCCUAUUGAGUAUUAAUUUUGAAAAAUUAUAAAUAAUAAUUUUCUAAAUGUA